Messenger RNA from Lachancea fermentati, 1119 nucleotides. The record is from the annotation of a GenBank genome assembly. Lineage: Eukaryota; Fungi; Ascomycota; Saccharomycetes; Saccharomycetales; Saccharomycetaceae.
AUGUUCAAGGAGGAAAACUUGUCAUUACCUACUAGAGCACAGUCUCCAAUCAAUAUGCCCAGACGGGCACAUCCUGGUGCGGUGCUGCUCUCUCCAAAAGCUUCAGCUAUGGGAAACAGUCUGAGCACUGGAACGGGAGCAAUCGCGCAGCUUCCUUUGAGCCCGCAAUUGUCGUCUCAGCACAUGUCGUUGAACGACUUGUUAGAUCAGCAGCAAAAUAUGCUGUUAGAUUCCCAGCGUGCAGCAGCAGGCCCUGCUGUCGUGUCUCCGCUGGUCCAACCGAACAGUUCCAUGUAUUUGGAUACAUUCACAAGACCAUCUAGUAGCAUGACUCAAGCACCUGCACCUCCUCAUAGCAAUGUUGUUAUUAACUUUGCCAAUGACUUGAAUCAGUUAUGCUCAUGGAUGUCAAUGCUCUCUACAUCCCAGCAGAAUUCGGUUAUGGACAAUCUCUUGUCUUCGUUGAACGAGGAAGUAUUGCAACAUACCAAAUUGAAGUUGGACAGUCUCAUCACAAGUGGCUAUAUUUCUCCGAGUGUGAUGUCUCCACAAAUAGUUGCACCAAUUCCAGAUAGAGAUGUUACACCACAACCUUUGACAUUGGAUUCGUUAUUGAAUAACAAUUUGGGGGUUAAUAUGAAUCGUCAAUGGUCUCCAGCGGCUCAGUCUACUACAAAUCCACAACCUAUCUACGAUUAUAUCAAUGAUCUAACUCAGAGACCGCGUUCAGCUGAACCUCAGCACAGGAAAAAGUUUGGAACCCCAGGUAAACAACAGCAGAGAAAGUCACCAACUCAAAGUAAGUCUCCCACUCAAAACCCCAACGGGAACGCAGGAAAUACUAAUGGGACUCCCGCCUCAUCUUCUAUGAAUCCGAAAACUUUGACUGAUCCAACAUUACUUGCAAACAUACCUGCAUGGUUGAAGUCUCUACGACUUCAUAAAUAUUCUGAAGCACUCGGCGGGAAGCCAUGGUUCGAAUUGAUUUACAUGGACGAUGAGAUGCUGGAAAAAGUUGGAGUUUCCGCAUUAGGAGCACGUAGAAAACUCUUGAAAGCAUUCGCUGUGGUGAAGGAUUGCAAAGAACGUGGAUUGAUUGACCCAAGUGCGUAUAAAUAA